This is a messenger RNA of Ornithodoros turicata, 1097 nucleotides long. Its product is annotated as A disintegrin and metalloproteinase with thrombospondin motifs like. The record is from RefSeq and is a predicted model, not a curated record. Bases 54 to 1097 code for a protein of 347 amino acids. Gene Ontology annotation, molecular function: metalloendopeptidase activity. The transcript is spliced from 11 exons. NCBI's taxonomy places the organism in Eukaryota, Metazoa, Arthropoda, Arachnida, Ixodida, Argasidae. Gene Ontology annotation, biological process: proteolysis.
GUGAGGACGGAAGGCGGAUACUAGCAAUUAAGGACGACCUCCAACUAAAGCUCAUGAAAAGUUCCGUGUUUCCGGAGCAGUUUCUGUACAAAGAAUACGAGGACGAUUUUGAGAUUCAACACCACCUGGAAGGUCGAGACCUGGAAAGGGACUUGUACCACGACUCUGAAAGGAUGGCGUCGCUCAUGGUGUCUACGGAAGGCGGACUUCGAGUGGAAGGAAUUGUCGGAAAGAACCUUCGUAUACGGCCACUUAAAAUUGAGGAAAGGAACUCUAAGGGCGUUGGAGGUCACUUGCUUUACGAGGUAGAAGAAAGAAUUCCUCAACAGGGAGACAUACUGCAUGCUCCAGGCCCAGAAUUCGAGGAAGGUUCGUCGGCAUUUACUAGAGGCAUACAUGUUGACGCUCGUCAGGAUCAAAGUCAAAUGCCAGAAACGAGUCCGGAAGUUGUGAUAGUGGUUGACACAGCUCAUCACAGAACAUUUACAGGGAAAGGAAACGAAAAGCGGGACAAGAUUAUCCGAUACUUUGGUAUCUUUGUAAACGCGGUGAAUCUAAAGUAUACAACUCUCGCGUAUCCAAAAGUGAAGAUUGUCUUAGCUGGAAUUUGGAGACACAACCGAAAAGAGGAGUCUCGAUACCUGAAACUUCACACGGAGAACCUUAUAAAUGCCUACUCAUCCAUGGCCAACCUCGCAAACUACACAAACGCGAAGAAAGAUGAAUUUGCAAUCUUCGAUCUUGUUGUACUCGUAACUGGGAGGGACCUUGUUCGCGUUUAUCAGGAUGGCCAGUAUUCUUCAAGCGUAUCAGGUCAAGCUUUUAUAGGAAGAGUAUGCGAUGCACAGUAUAAAGUUGGAAUUGUGGAGGACUUCCCUCAUACCUAUGAUGGCGUCCAGACAUUUGCGCAUGAAGUCGGCCACUUAUUGGGAUGCUAUCAUGAUGGUGAAGACGCCCCAAGUACUGUUUCAAAUCGUCCUGGAGCCAAAAACUGCCCGGCGUCUGAAAACCUGAUUAUGUCUCCAUAUUCAACGUUUAGGAACGUCCACAGGUUUUCGGUCUGUUGUGCUCAACAGAUGUGGCAUGUCUACCAGUAA